Molecule: messenger RNA, 4938 nt
Organism: Rhinocladiella mackenziei CBS 650.93
Lineage: Eukaryota; Fungi; Ascomycota; Eurotiomycetes; Chaetothyriales; Herpotrichiellaceae
Exons: 9
Coding region: 1-4938 (1645 amino acids)
Biological process (GO): intracellular calcium ion homeostasis
Cellular component (GO): membrane
Molecular function (GO): ATP hydrolysis activity; ATP binding; P-type ion transporter activity
Source: RefSeq, a predicted model, not a curated record
AUGGCCACCGAUGAGCCAUUCUCGGGCCCAGUUUCGGAGAGCGUGCCUUCCAGCGUCACCGGUUUUGCAUAUCAACGGCCGAGGCAAAGGCAGGGUUCAAUAUCCAGCUUCACAUACUUUCAAGAGCAAGAAGAAACGCCGGAAUACUCUGACGAGGAGGCGGUGGUGGAUGUCAGCGACGAAGAAGAUGGGCAUAUACUCGGAGAAGACCGAGAUCUGGAGGCCGGAGACGAUUCGUCCCUUCGACGAAAGUCUUCUAGCAGAUACAGAACUUCGUCAGAUCGACCACUGCUUCGAAGGCAUGAGUCGGCACGGAGCGACACCCAGGAGCACGACCACGGAGGCAAUUUCAGUCAAAAACUGUAUAUCGAGACCGAGGACCUAACCAUGGUGAUCGCCGGAUUUUUUACAAGCCCUGUUGGCUAUUUGAUCUAUGUUGCAAUUUGUGUGUUGACGGCUGGUAUUGGAUAUCUUGUCUUCCGUUGGAUUCCCCGAUGGCGCAUAUCUCUUGUUGGCACUCCUGCAGCCCUCCAAAAAUGUUCUUGGGUCGUUGUCGAGAAUCAAUGGGGCGAAUUCACGGUUCACCAUGUGUCUGUGGAAGAGUAUGGUCAUCCAAUGUCAACUGUCUUCACCCGCUCUGGGAAGGAAAAGCUCAAUGGAUAUCGAUAUGACGAAGACCAAGAACUACCCUUUCUCCGUUAUUUAGACUACAGGUAUAUGAGGCUCCUGUACCAUCCAAUCGAGGAUAAAUUUGUUCUCAACAAUGAUUGGUGGGACCCACAAUGGACCGAGGUGAAAGCCCUCAGACGGGGGCUUGAUUCUGAAGAGAGGGAUCCAAGGGAUCAAGUCUUUGGCAAGAACAUGAUUGAGAUCCAGCAAAAGACAAUUCCGGAGCUUCUUCUCGACGAGGCAUUUCAUCCCUUCUACAUCUUUCAAAUUGCGAGUCUCAUUCUGUGGUCCAUGGACGAGUACUACUACUACGCUGCGGCCAUCUUUUUGAUAUCGGUGUUUUCCAUCACCACAACCGUUAUCGAAACUCGAUCAACAAUGCGGCGUUUAAGAGAAAUCUCCCGUUUUGAGUGCGAUGUUCGCGUUCUUCGCAACGGCUUUUGGCGUUCUGCGCUUUCUGGUGAUCUAGUCCCCGGCGAUGUCUAUGAAGUCUCCGACCCUUCUCUAUCACAACUCCCCUGUGACAGCCUUCUCUUGGCGGGUGACUGUAUCAUCAAUGAGAGCAUGCUCACCGGCGAGUCCAUUCCGGUCUCCAAAGUCCCGAUAACGGAUGAGGCGUUGCGCUAUGUUGACCUUGGGGCGACUUCGAUCCAUCCAAGCGUUGCCCGCCAUUUCCUUUUUUGCGGCACGAAGAUUAUUAGGGCCCGACGACCGCAAGACGUUGAUGAUGACGAGGCUGUUGCUCUCGCAAUGGUCGUCCGAACUGGGUUCAAUACAACAAAAGGUGCUCUCGUUCGAUCUAUGCUUUUCCCCAAACCCUCGGGCUUCAAAUUCUACCGAGACUCUUUCAGAUAUAUCUCUGUCAUGGGAGUCAUUGCUGCAGUGGGGUUUAUUGCUUCGUUCAUCAAUUUUGUCAAGCUGGGAUUGGCCUGGCAUCUGAUCAUUGUGAGGGCUCUGGAUCUGAUCACGAUCGUGGUUCCUCCCGCAUUACCAGCGACUCUUACCAUUGGAACAAACUUUGCCUUGUCUCGAUUGAGAAAACAGCAAAUUUUCUGCAUCAGCCCGCAGAGAGUAAACGUCGCCGGCAAGCUCGACGUCAUAUGCUUCGACAAAACGGGGACAUUGACCGAGGACGGUCUCGAUGUUCUUGGAGUCAGACUUGUUCAACAUCCUGAAAUUCGAUUUGGGGAUAUUCUUGAGGAAGCUCAUGAAUUGCUCCCUCCGUCGCCUUACGAUCGCGAUCCGACUGUUGAUUAUCGUGUCAAUAAAACCAUGCUCUACACAAUGGCAACCUGUCACUCACUUCGGUCCGUCGACGACGAGCUCAUUGGCGAUCCCCUUGAUCUGAAGAUGUUUCAGUAUACAGACUGGUCCUUUGAGGAAGGGUCUCGUCACACAAGCCAUUUUAUCGAGCACGGCACGAAUCAAACAGCACCGAGUGUGGCUCGGCCCCCUCCAGGGUUGGAGUACGAUCUGGAAGAUUCUCAAGGAAAUUCCAAUCCAAUCCGUGUCGAAAUGGGUGUGCUACGUUCUUUCGAAUUCGUUUCACAUUUGCGACGUGCCAGCGUCAUUGUUCGUCAACAAGGGGAUCCUGGAGCCAGCAUCUAUGUCAAGGGUGCUCCUGAAGUCAUGAAAGACAUCUGCAUUUCCUCAAGCAUACCCGAUGAUUUUGAAGACCUGCUCAGCUACUACACUCACAAAGGAUUUCGCGUCAUUGCUUGCGCAUCGAAGUAUAUUUCAAGAUUAAGCUGGGACGAAAUCGAGAACAUGGAUCGAUCUGAAGCCGAGUCGAGGCUUCAACUGAUCGGUUUCAUCAUUUUCGAGAACAAACUCAAAGCCAUCACCACUGAAAUUAUUGAAGAGCUGAAUGGGGCGAGAAUCCGAAACGUCAUGUGCACAGGUGACAAUAUUCUGACCGCUAUCAGCGUGGCAAGAGAAUGUGGCAUUAUUGAUCGCAACGAGCAUUGCUUCGUACCUCAUUUCGCGGAAGGGGAUAAGAUGAAUGCAAAAGCACGCCUCACCUGGGAAAGUGUUGACAAUCCGAUUUACCAGCUUGACGAGAAUACAUUACUUCCCUUGCCAUUACUGCCCGAGGACGAUACUGCAGCGCCGUAUGAUGCGAUAGCAAUGGGAGAUUACACGUUGGCAGUUACUGGCGAUGCCUUCCGAUGGAUCAUCGAUUUCGGGUCUACCGAAGUUCUGCAAAGGAUGCUGGUCAAAGGCACCGUAUUUGCACGAAUGUCCCCGGACGAAAAACACGAACUUGUUGAAAAAAUGCAAAGCAUCGACUAUUGCUGCGGGUUCUGUGGCGAUGGCGCAAACGACUGUGGUGCGCUGAAGGCAGCGGAUGUUGGUGUUUCAUUAUCGGAAGCCGAAGCAUCUGUGGCGGCGCCUUUUACCAGCCAUGUCUUCGACAUUUCCUGCGUCCCCACCCUCAUCAAGGAAGGCCGCGCGGCUCUGGUGACGAGUUUUUGCUGUUUCAAGUACAUGAGUUUAUAUUCGGCGAUCCAGUUCACCUCGGUCAGCUUUCUCUACGCCUCAGCCUCAAACUUGGGAGAUUUCCAAUUCUUGUUUAUCGACCUGGCUCUGAUCUUGCCGAUUGCAAUAUUCAUGGGUUGGACCGGUGCAUAUCCGGUGUUGAGCAAGAAACACCCAACUGCCAAUCUUGUUUCGAGGAAGGUAUUGACUCCGCUCCUCGGUCAGAUUGUGCUAUCUAUUUUGGUGCAACUGAUCGCCUUCGAAACGGUGCAAGAUCAGCCUUGGUAUCAGCCUCCUCAGCUAGACAAGGACAAGUCAAAUGUGGACAACUCGCAAAACACCGCUCUAUUUUUGGUAUCUUGCUACCAAUACACGCUUUCUGGAGUCGUCUUGAGUAGUGGCCCACCUUUCCGACAGUCAAUGACAACAAAUGCACCAUUUUGUGUUACGAUUGUGGUGGCCCUUCUUAUUUCAUUGUACAUGCUUCUCGAUCCUGCGAAGUGGCUAGCUGAUUUCAUGGAUCUGACCGAGAUGUCGUUGGACUAUGAACUGUUCUUGCUGGCGUUAGCAGCUACAGGAUUUGCUGUCGCUUAUCUGUCUGAGCAGUAUGCAUUUCCUUCUCUGGCCAAAUUUAUUGGACGACUCAAAUUGCGGUUGCGACCAGAUCGCCCAAAGAAGAGAAAACGAGGUCUACAGUUGGGGCGUUCUUCCUACCAUAUCAUAUACUUGACUUGGGCCAAGCUGGAACAUCCUCCUAUGGAUCCUACGGAAUACCUCAUAGACAACGGCUGGCUGCCAUCAUCGGUGAUCCGCAUAGGGAUCCGACGACAGCUAGCUCAGCGCGUGCGCCUGAUUAAAUCCGAGUCCUUGACAAAGGCAUACGAGCGCAAAAUGUCAUACAUUUCCGCUUUACGUGGCCGGCCCAUCGCCAUCGACACUGACAAGGCCAACGAGCAGCACUACGAAGUCGGCACCUCCGUGCUGCGGGCCUACCUGGGUCCGCGCAUGAAGUACUCGUCCUGCCUAUAUCCGACGGGGCGGGAGACCCUCGCGCAAGCCGAGGUCGCCAUGCUCGAGUCCUAUGUCCGCAAAGCAGAUCUGCGCGAUGGCCAGUAUAUUCUCGACCUCGGUUGCGGUUGGGGUAGUGCGUGUCUGUAUCUUGCCGAGCUGUUCCCUGGCUCAAAGGUGACGGCGUUCUCGAACUCGAGGACCCAGCGCGCGUAUAUUGAGGGCCAAGCGAAGUUGAAAGGCCUUACGAAUCUCACGGUCAUCACAGGUGAUGUAGUCACGUACGAGUUUGCGGGAGAUAGCUUCGACCGCGUCGUCUCGAUCGAGCUGUUCGAGCAUAUGAAGAACUACAAGUCGUUAAUGGCCAAGAUUGCCCGGGCGUUGCGACCAGGAGGGAAACUGUUUGUGCACAUUUUUGCGCAUAAGGAGUCGCCUUAUGAUUUUGAGGAGGGGUGGAUGAGUACGCAUUUCUUCACGGGCGGGACGAUGCUGAGUGCGGACCUGCUGCAUUUCUUCCAGGACGAUUUGACGCUGAGGGAACAGUGGUGGGUUAGCGGGAAACAUUACGCGAAGACCUGUGAGGAUUGGUUGACGAUGAUAAAUGGGAAUAAGAAGGAGAUUUGGCCGGGUUUGGAGGAGACAUACGGGAAGGAUAAAGCUGCUAUGUGGUAUUAUCGGUGGCAGGUUUUCUAUAUGGCGUGCGCGGAGCUGUUUGCUUUUGAGGGCGGAGAUACUUGGGGAGUGUGCCAUUAUCUUUUUGAGAAGGAUCAAAGCAGCAAAUAG